AUGUCGCUUCGAAUCAAUAUUCCGCCUGCUACUCGGUUCUGCCUUGUCAGCCUGAUCACUUUAUCCUUGCUGUACAAUAUUGCCAGAUGGCGCCAGAUUGACACCACCGGCGGAACCCCAACAACCUCUCCCCUCGUUCCCUAUCUGACCCUCGUCCCCUCCUACUUCUACUACUAUCCCUGGACCCUAGCCACGGCUACAUUCGUCGAGCAGAACAUUUUCACCCUUCUCUUGAAUGCCACAACCAUUUUCUAUGGCGGCAAGUACCUCGAGCGCGCGUGGGGCUCGCGCGAACUCAGCAAAUUCAUUGCUGUGAUCGCCGUGGUUCCCUGUGUGGCCAUGAUCCCAAUCUACCUAAUCUGGGGAUCUCUUGGAGGCACCUCAGGCACAUCGCUCACUCAAAUCUGCGGCGGCGUCUCCAUCCAAGCCUCCUUCCUAGUCGCCUUCAAACAACUAGUCCCGGAACACACCGUGACAGUCUUCAAGGGCCUGGUGAAGAUGCGCGUCAAACAUUUCCCCGCCCUGUUCCUCCUCCUCAACACAAUCAGCGGCAUCGCCUUCGGAACAGACACAGCCGCCUUCCUGGCCUGGCUAGGCGUUCUCGCUAGCUGGACCUACCUCCGCUUCUACAAGUACCAGCCCGACCUGACCGGAACAUCGAGCACCGGAACCGGUAUCAAAGGCGAUGCCAGCGAGACUUUCGCUUUCGCUUGUCUCUUCCCAGACAUCAUGCAGCCGCCCAUCGCAUUCGUCGCAGAGCAGAUCUAUACUCUACUGGUAGCAGUCAAAAUCCUCAAACCCUUCUCGGAGGAUGAUAUCGCGUCCGGGAAUGAGCAGGUGCUGGCGCGCGGCGAAGCGGGCUUGCCCACCUUGCUGAACUCUCGCGGGGGCGCACGGGGAGCAGGCAAGCGCGAAGAGGCAGAGCGGAGACGCGCUGUUGCCCUGAAGGCUUUGGACCGGAGGCUGCAAGCUGCCACUAUUCCAAGACCUCAGCUGCCCGUGGGAGAGCCCUCUUCCCAGCAUCCGGCGACACCCACUGCGGCUGCGCCUGGCCCAAGCAUGCUUGGAGAGACGAGCUAUAAUCCCGACCAUGCAUGA
Molecule: messenger RNA, 1098 nt
Organism: Penicillium brevicompactum
Lineage: Eukaryota; Fungi; Ascomycota; Eurotiomycetes; Eurotiales; Aspergillaceae
Product: rhomboid family protein
Exons: 2
Coding region: 1-1098 (365 amino acids)
Biological process (GO): retrograde vesicle-mediated transport, Golgi to endoplasmic reticulum
Cellular component (GO): Golgi apparatus; membrane
Source: RefSeq, a predicted model, not a curated record